This is a messenger RNA of Tachysurus vachellii, 7133 nucleotides long. It is a transcript of the gene nfia, whose product is annotated as nuclear factor I/A. The transcript is spliced from 12 exons. Gene Ontology annotation, molecular function: RNA polymerase II cis-regulatory region sequence-specific DNA binding; DNA-binding transcription factor activity, RNA polymerase II-specific. Gene Ontology annotation, cellular component: nucleus. The record is from RefSeq and is a predicted model, not a curated record. Lineage: Eukaryota; Metazoa; Chordata; Actinopteri; Siluriformes; Bagridae. Gene Ontology annotation, biological process: regulation of transcription by RNA polymerase II. The coding region runs from base 1150 to 2727 and encodes 525 amino acids.
UUUUGCGCCGCGGUGCUGGAAAGCCAGUCUGUGUGAGCGAGACUGCAGCAGGGUUAUAAGUGAACUACACGACGGUGUUGUCCCGCCUGAGCCUUGGUGGGAGUCGCCGGUGCGGAGGGCGCUGUGCUGUGAGGGACGGAGGAGCGGAGAGUUUCUCCUCCGGGCAAAAGUGAAGUGUGCGCACGGCGCGGGACCGCGGCUCGUCCCCGCUCUCCGGGACUUCAGCUCACUUUGCGCUUAAUUUUCUCUCUUUCUCAUGCAGACACUGUAACGACCACACAGGAUCGAGUGCCGGCUUUUAUGUAUUUAUUUAUUUAUUUAUUCUUUUCUUGGAUGUCACUGUGAUCUCCGUGUUGUGAAGCUCCGGCUGAAGCCUCCCGCGGUCGCCGCACGCCUGCGAACGCAAUGGUUCGGUUUAACGCACACGAUCAACAGCCCGGCUCUGAGACACACAAGUGCGAUUCUGAGUUUGUCCAAACAUCCUGAGGACUUUUUAUAGGACAAUCUUUCUUUUUUUUGAUUUUCUGAGCACGCGAUUGAAAUGUAAGAUCAAACGAUCGCGUUCUUUCCGUGAUUUUUCUUCCUCCACAAACCGACUCUCUGCGUGUGGGUUUAUUUUUUCGCCUCUCUGCCACGGGACAGUUUCAGCUCAGCGCCACAGACCGUGUCUUGUGCUGAAAGUUGUGUGAUGGUUUCGCCGGUAAAGCGGCGGCUUUUCACGGUGCAUAGAGUCCGGUAGAAGGUUGGCGGAGAGUGCGGUGGGAAGCCGCGCGCGCGACUCAAGGCGGGGUUAAAGUUCAUCACGGAGCGCUGAGACAGCGCCGCUCGCUUUACGCCGCAGUCGGAAAUGUGAAAGCAAGCAAGAGGCAGCCUUUAUUUUUCCCCCUCUCUCCCUUUUCUGUCUGUCUCUUCUUUUUUUUCUUUUUCACACACACAUACACACAGGCGGACGCUGCGAUCACAAGUAAACGGACACACACACACACGCGCGCGCGCACACACACACACACACACUCACACACAUCAACACGUACAUACAUAAACACGCCGAUUCGUUACAGUUAUCCAUACAUACAUACAUACAUACAUACAUACCCACACACACACACGCGCGCGCACACACACACUUCCCAAAUUCGAGCACCAGAUAUGUAUUCUCCGCUAUGCCUAACACAGGAUGAAUUCCAUCCUUUCAUCGAAGCACUGCUGCCCCACGUGCGUGCGUUCGCCUACACUUGGUUUAACCUGCAGGCCCGCAAGCGAAAGUACUUCAAGAAGCACGAGAAGCGCAUGUCCAAGGAAGAGGAGCGCGCCGUGAAGGACGAGCUGCUGAGCGAGAAGCCUGAGGUCAAGCAGAAGUGGGCGUCGCGGCUGCUGGCCAAACUGCGCAAGGACAUCCGGCCCGAGUUUCGUGAGGAUUUUGUGCUCACCGUGACGGGGAAGAAGCCUCCGUGCUGUGUGCUCUCCAACCCUGACCAAAAAGGCAAGAUGAGGAGGAUCGACUGCCUGCGCCAGGCAGACAAAGUGUGGCGCUUGGACCUGGUCAUGGUGAUUUUAUUCAAAGGUAUUCCCCUCGAAAGUACUGAUGGCGAGAGGCUGGUUAAAUCACCGCAGUGCUCGAACCCAGGGUUGUGCGUGCAGCCGCAUCACAUAGGAGUUUCAGUUAAGGAGCUGGACCUGUACUUGGCCUACUUUGUACAUGCAGAAGCUACACAGUCUGAAAGUCCAAACCAGUCCAGUGAAGGAGAUGUUAAGGACCAGCCAGAAAAUGGACAUCUGGGCUUCCAGGACAGUUUCGUUACAUCAGGCGUCUUCACCGUCUCCGAACUUGUCCGAGUCUCACAGACCCCAAUUGCUGCCGGGACAGGACCCAACUUCUCACUGGCAGAUUUAGACAGCUCCUCUUACUACAGUAUGAGCCCAGGGGCUAUGAGACGGCCCCUACCCAGCACCUCUUCUAGCAGUUCUGCAAAGCGGAUUAAGUGCAUGGAGGAGGAGGUGGACAGUCCAGGCGAGGAGCCCUACUAUCCUGGUCAGGGGCGAUCCCCGGGCAGCGGAAGCCAAGCCAGCAGUUGGCAUGAAGUAGAGCCAGCUGGAUAUAAACUGCGUGGCUCGCUAGCUAGUUCGUUCAUCUCAAGACAAGGAAUGCCAUCGCCCACCACAUUAAAGAAGUCAGAGAAGUCUGGUUUCAGCAGCCUCGUGCCUUCGCAGAGCUCCUCCUCCCCCCGAACGGCAUUCACACACCAUCAUCGAGCAGUCAUUACAGGACCCAGAGCGAGUCCUCACGCGACGCCGUCAAGUCUUCAUUUCCCGACGUCUCCGAUCAUCCAGCAGCCCGGCUCCUACUUCUCUCACCCUGCCAUCCGCUACCACCCACAGGAGACGCUCAAGGAGUUUGUCCAACUUGUUUGCCCUGACAGUGGUCAGCAAGCUGGACAGGUGGGCUUCCUGAACCCCAAUGGCAGCAGUCAAGGGAAAGUUCACAAUCCAUUCUUGCCCACGCCCAUGUUGCCCCCACCACCGCCCCCGCCCAUGGCGCGACCUGUGCCACUGCCCGUGCCAGACUCCAAACCUCCCUCCACUACGGCUGAGGGAGGGGGCACCUCGCCCACCUCGCCAACCUACUCCACACCGAGCACGUCCCCCGCCCAGCGCUUUGUCAGUGUGGGCCCCAGAGACCCCAGCUUUGUAAAUAUCCCUCAGCAGCCUCAGUGGUACCUGGGCUAAGGACACCAGAUUCAGACCGGCCUCUCCCGAGCUCAAAUGCUUCUCCCUGCCUCCCCUGAGUGUGACCUUCUAUGUGCCCAUCGGUGUGACGCGCCAGGAUCCGCCGACAGCCCUCAAUGCCCACAGACCCAGCAGCAUGGCUACAGCAGAACCCAAAACAAAUCCAAACAAACCAACUCAACACGCUUACAACAAACAUACUCAGUAUCUGUAUAUCCCAUAUAUAUUCCUCCAGAUGUAUGGUUUCUAUUCUUAUAUUCAUAUAUAGUAACUGCCCACCACCUCUUUCUUCUUGAAAAUGGAGAGAUCUGAUUUACUUGGACACUUGCAUGAAUUGUUUUUGUUCAGUCAGAUAAGGAGAACAUAAUGUGACACAAUCAAAGAGCUUCCUUUGGUCCGUGACUGUACCCAGUCUUACUGAGAGCCCAAUAUCUUUAUCACUAAUUCCUGAAUUUGUCGCAGUUUCACAUAUUGGCUAUGUGAUUUGAUCAUCCCGGACUGGCGCUCCCCGUGCUCCUCUCCCCCGUGUUUGGCAGGAUCUGGCAGUAGACCUAGAACCCUAGGUCUACUUGUGGACUUCUUAUGAAGGUUUUACUUGGAUCAGAUAUUCCACCAGCUAAAACCUCUCUCUUGACUCAGUAGUCUGCUCUGACCAGAACUGUUCAUCCAUAUCUUCACCGCCGAGACCUUCAGCGCCAUGCUCACGGCCCAACAGACUUCAUGUGCCGGGAAAUGGCAACUAUGAGAAGAAAUUCCCCUGGUUUGUGUCUCGGGGCAGGAAGUGAGAAGAUGGUGAUGUUUGAUAUGAGCUCUGAAGGCUGUAAAGUGAAGAAUUAAUACGGGAGAUUUUUUAAAAAAAAGGAAUUGUCUCCCAAUUGUCUUGGAGAUGCGUUCAUAUUUUGUUUUUGUGUUCUUGAGUCUUUUCAGUUGUUUCUAAUACACCCCAUGUAAAGUUCUGCUAUUAGAGAGAAUGGGCGGAUAGAAAGGCUGAGCUUCCAUUCAUUAACAUGACAUAAGACAAGCAUAAUUGGAGGUAAAUGGAAUUUUGAAUGGAGGAAAGUGCAAUUUUGUUGGAAAGCUGUCAGAUUGUUAAAUAUCUUUUGUAAGAUAGAUAAUUGCAGCGAUUGUUGAAAAGUAUAUAUCUAUAUAUAUUUUUCUUUCUAGUCCAUUCACACCUCUGGGACUCUAAAAUAUUGGGGUACAAAAAAAAAACAGAUCAAAUAGCCUAGUGAGAAAUAGAGGGAGGUGUACGUGCUUUUUUUUUUUUCUUUUUCUUUUCUUUUUUUCAUUCAUCUUUGUAAAUUUGUUCGUAUCGUAAAACAAAUAUCCCUUUAAGGAAAUGUAAACAAUCAAUUUGAAACAUUUUGACAACAUCAUCCACUCAUUGACGUUAGUUUGUUUCCAAAAUGCUAAUUAACUUAUUUUAAUGAAGCACAUAAUAUAGGAGCAGUAGCUGAUCUUAAUUUCUCAUCAGGCAAACUCCAUUGCAUGUAACAUAAGAAAGAUUUGAUCAUAUCAACAGCUUCGGAAAUGGUUGGUUAUGAGAGCUCUCAGAAUAGGAACACUCAUCUGUGAUCAGUUUCUGGAUUUUUUUUUUUUUUGAUCUACUGUAUGGACAGAUCCCAGCACUCUUAAACUCAUAAACCAUUUCUGUGUUCAGUAUGGUCCUUAUUCUUCUUCAGCUGAAAGCUCUCGUGCCUGUUCUGUCACCACAGACUGGUAGUCGACGCCGGGAUGACACAAAAAAAAAAACAACUCCUGUAACUUUUAUUAAAGUGUUAUACAAAACGAUGAAGAAAAAAAACAACAAAUGUGAAGAUCAGACAAAACACGAAUGCAACCGCAGAGCGAAGCCUUUUUUUAUUCAUUUGCUUCGCAUGCGAUUUUAACCAUUAUUCUUUGUUUGAAUUUUUUUAAUUUAGUUUCCUACAGUACAUAUAUAAUAAAUACACUUACACCUGACUCAUCCACUGUUGAUCAAAUCUCAGAAAAGUAAGGAAAAAAAAUAAAAUAAAUAAAUAAAAAAAAAUCUGCAUGUUCUAGUGUUAGUGACAAAUUUUUACAUAGAUUAUGUAGAGUUAAAGUAGUGUGAAUAAAGACACGAUAUUGUAAUCCCAACUCCAGGCACUUGCCAAAUUGAGUAUUUUGUUUGGCCCCUUAAACUUAGGGUAUUUUUAGUGCUGUCCUCACAAUCAACCAGUCUUUGUGAUUCUCCUUAGCUUCUCAUCCUUUCUCUAUAUUUGUCCCUCUCUCCUUUGUCGCAUUUAAAACAAUCAUUCUUUUUUUUUCUUGCAAGAGCAAUUCAUUUUCUCCUCUCGGAUUGCUCGGAAAACAAUUGUUCCUCAUCGAUGUGCCUUGAGUGAUGUUUGAGUCCUGAGCUGAUUCACGAGUUGCAGUGCUUUUUACUUCCCAGAUCUUUUCCACCAUGCUGCUGCUAUGCAGGGAAUCAGAGAGUGGAGCAGAUAAUAGGAACAUGUGCUAAUAAUACAGUAAGAGGAGCAGUGUGUAAGCCCAGGCCUUGUGAUACAACAUCCUGUACAAGCUUAGCUCUUGUACUACAGCGUUAAUCAUACGGAGGCCCUCGUUAGUCGUAUAGUCAGUAGGAUAAAUAAACAUUUAUUAGUGUAACUAUUAGACUUUUGACACCCAGGCCCUAGGUAGUGUAUUAAUAUUUAUGGAUGUUGCUGCAAUUAUUUCAAAAUGGAGGCAACUUUUUUUUUUUUGUCUUCCUGUUUUUGUUCCCAGAACAGUAAAAUAAGGAAAAAAGACAUUAAUGAAUUAAUUAACUAAUAUGCAAUACUUGCUUGCACUCAUUUAGAUGUUUCUUUUUUUUUAAAUAUAUAUUAGUGUUGCACUUGACUGGCUGGUUGGCAGAUUUGUCUUCAUUAAAACUCCACACCAGUUGUGUUUAGGGAUUCUACUUUCUUUGCGCUUGAUUUAAUGACCGUUCACGUAUUAAGGUUCCACUUUCUUUACCUUUUUGGUCACAAGCAAGCCUUAAAACAAGGAAACUUUCUCUCCGGUACAACAAUAUUUAACACACAGUUACAUCCAUGCAUUUAAGCAUUUAAGAAAUUACCCAUAAACACCCAUUUUAUGUACAUGUUGAUCUUCCAUAAUAAUGUUUUCUUGUUUAUUCCAUAUAUAUCAUUUAAGAAAAAAAUAUCGAGGAAAAUUUUCCAAGUGUCUGAUAUGGCGUUUUAGUGGUUACACUUGUGUGUGGAUUGUGUGUGCUUUCUUUUUUUUCUAUUAAUUUUUUUAUUAGUGUGUCAGAAUUUUUUUUAUUGUUCUUGCCUACCCUUUAGUAAUAAGUUGGGCAUUAUUUCCUUCAUUAUCUGCACUAAAUAUGAAAGAAUAUGACAGUUUUGAUGAUUAAAAAAAAUCAUAAUAAAUAAAUAAAUAAAUAAAACUGCUUCCAGGGCUUAAAAGAGCAAAGGGAAAAAAUUGAUUGCACGAACAUUUUUUUUGUUUGUUUUUGAUUUCUGUCACAGAAACUUAGUUUAGUUGAAAGCAGCCUAGCAUCUAAUCAGCAGGAUAUCUGGCUGUGUGUGUAAAAUAAAGACAAAAUUGCACCCUUUAUAAAGAAAGACAAAAAAGGAGAAAAAGAUUAUAAAAGCAAUAGCUUGGGCAGUUUGUUUUGUUCUUGUGUUGUGUGUGUAAUUUUAGUUUAUUUUUUUUUUUGUGGGGGGUUUACAAACAGAGUUUUGGGGAGAAGAACAAAUCUAAUUGAAACGGAGAAGAGCGCUAGGACUAGGAUGCCGCUGAGUAUGGGAGUCUGUUGUUUGUAUAUUGUAUAGUUUUAUUAAUUACACUGAUUUUAAAGCUGCCCUAUUUUAUAAUGCAGGACUUUUGUAACAUUGAUUAAAUGAGGAAAAAAUAGUGUUGUGAAUUUUUGCAUCGUUUGUAAUAAGGCCACAUCGAUAGAACUGUUUCUUUUUUUUUUUUUUUCUUCAUUUGUUUGUUUGUUUGUUUGUUUAUUUGUUCUCUGGGGAACUGGAUUUAAGUUGAAAACUUUCCUGUUUCCUGAUUUAUCAUUGUUUUCUUUCGCUUUCCUUUUUGUAUGUAUUUAAAGCCGUUUUCGGUUUUCCUUCCUUUUUUUGAUGGUAUAGAGUAUUUCCUAUACUUGAAAAGUAUAAGGUAUUGAGGUGAAAGCCCCAUUGUAAAUGGAUGUUACAAGUAUGCUUGCUGUAUGUUUUGAAGGUUCUUUGUUGCAUCAGUGUUGAAGCUAAAUUUAGGUAAUUCUGAGGAUGUUGGUAAGAAAUGAGAGCGUUUUUAUGCAUUUUAAAAUUAGUUUUAGGCAGAAGACAAUGACAUAGACAGCCAAAGGAUGCCCCUAUUAUAAAUGCAUCUAGGCAUCUUUUUGUGUUCACCAUUCCAUGCAGGAAAAUAAACAGCUUGAUAUGCAA